AUGAGUUUAGAUGAAAAAAAUGAGGAUAGUAGGCUCUCCAGUCCACCAAAUGACGACAGCAACAAUGGUGGUGGUGGAUCAUCAUCUGCUGAGAUAGAUUCAGCGACAAGACGAAUGCAAUAUAUGGCAGAAUUAAGAGAACAAGAUAGAUGGUUACCAAUUAAUAAUGUAUCCAGACUGAUGAAAAAUACAUUGCCAACUUCAGCAAAGGUCUCUAAAGAUGCGAAGGAAUGUAUGCAGGAGUGCGUUAGUGAAUUUAUUUCAUUUGUAACUAGUGAAGCUAGCGACAGGUGCGCUGGUGAUAAAAGAAAGACUAUAAAUGGUGAAGAUAUUCUCAUAUCCCUACAUGCCCUGGGGUUUGAAAACUAUGCAGAAGUGCUGAAGAUCUAUUUGGCAAAAUAUAGGCAACAACAGGCGUUGAAGAAUCAACUGAUGUACGAACAAGAGGAUGGUGAAGAAGAUGGCGAAAGACAACGAGAAAUGAGCCAGGAAGAUGAAAACAGUCCCGAAUAA
Zygosaccharomyces rouxii is the source of this 513-nucleotide messenger RNA. It is a transcript of the gene HAP3, whose product is annotated as Hap3p. Gene Ontology annotation, biological process: regulation of transcription by RNA polymerase II. Gene Ontology annotation, molecular function: DNA-binding transcription activator activity, RNA polymerase II-specific; RNA polymerase II cis-regulatory region sequence-specific DNA binding; protein heterodimerization activity. Bases 1 to 513 code for a protein of 170 amino acids. The record is from RefSeq and is a predicted model, not a curated record. The transcript has a single exon. Gene Ontology annotation, cellular component: CCAAT-binding factor complex; nucleus. Lineage: Eukaryota; Fungi; Ascomycota; Saccharomycetes; Saccharomycetales; Saccharomycetaceae.